Messenger RNA from Anopheles bellator, 951 nucleotides. RefSeq lists its product as uncharacterized. The transcript is spliced from 3 exons. The record is from RefSeq and is a predicted model, not a curated record. NCBI's taxonomy places the organism in Eukaryota, Metazoa, Arthropoda, Insecta, Diptera, Culicidae. The coding region runs from base 1 to 333 and encodes 110 amino acids.
AUGACCGAGAUGUCCGUCGGGGACGUCGUCGGCGCAAAGCUGAUCGAGUGCCAGCGCGAGAACGAAGUGCCGGUGGUCUCGAUGGAUGGUGAGGCACACCCGAACAUGACGCUGGCCGCGAUCGGGCUCGGGGUGCUGGUGGCGCUCAUCAUCCUGAUCACGCUGAUCGCGUUCAUCACCCGCUGGGAGCGAAGUCCACGCACCAAGGUGCCAUCGCUCCCAGCCGCGCCGAUACAACCGAUAGAAACCGUCUCGCAGAAGGUGUCUGCCUCGGGUCGCAGUGUGACAUUCUCGGGCGAUUGCGAGCUGCACGAUGUGAUCACGCGAAUGUGAGUCCACGCGGAGAGGAGAGAGUCCGAAUCGUAUCGAAUCAUCCAUCCUCCAUGCUCCUCCGCACUGUAUUUGUAAGACUCACGGGGCAAGACAAGGCCAUCCCUCCAACCCGAUGGGCUGGAACCGUCGGGAUACAUGAAAGGGGAAGUCUUACUGGAAAAAGGAACCCCGCCUGAGCACCCACCAGCCCAGUCCUUGAGAUCAUGUACCUGCGGGUGGAGCCUAGACCAAGACCAAAAAGAACGGCAAUCAAAGGUAGGAGAGCUGUACAUAACAGUUAGGCAUAGGCGAUAACGAGAUUAUCGCGCACCGACGAGCGGAACUCUCUACACAGGGAUUAGAGGGAUUGAUGGGCCGUUUGCCAUGGCCGGAACCAAAUGUGUUUAGGAAAAGGAACAGGAGGGGGGGCAACAAAAUAUUUCGUUGGCGACAAGCGUUAGCGUCGAACCCUGACAUUGUACAGAUUAACUUGAGCGCAAACAUUUACUUUAUUUUAUUCUAUUUUAAUGCUAGGGAGCAAAUGUGGCGUAGACAUCAUAUUAACUGAACAUAAUAAUGUUCUUAAAGAGCAAAUUCAAAUAAACGCUAGGUUUGUGGAAGUCGCAAGUCUGGUAUUCA